AUGGUUGAUAACAAAGAUCAGUGUAAAGUGAGGUGUUACGCAGAGAACUUCUGUUCAUCCUUCAAUCUUGGAAUUUCAGAGACCAGGGGCAAAUUAAAAUGUGAACUCAGUGACUCUGAUCACUUUCAACAUCCUGAACAUCUCAUUUGUAAGAAAGGCUUCUCCUAUCAUCCAACCAUGGUAGGUAUACUGCAAAGAAAAGGAAAGGCGAAAAUAUACUCCCCCACCCCCAUACCUCUCCUUAUUCUUGACCGUCGCUCACCCGCUUGGUACAAGUUUCUUUUUCUCCCCAUCCUUCCGCUGCCAUUAGAAUAAAAGAUGGCGGCCAUAAUUUACCCUAAGAAAUAUGAGCACGCGCUCGCCAAUACUACGCCUACCCUGCAGGCUAGCAUGAACCUUCAGUACGACCUGGAUAACUGUUGAUAAAAAGAAAGUGCAUUUUUGUAUGGGUCAUUUCCAAACUACAUUUACCUGGAUAAGAUGACAAGAUAAAGUAUAAACUAUCGACCGGUAGGAGUUGAAGAAAAGUUCAUCCAGCCAACUUAAAACUUUAAGGAAAACUUCAAAUUUCUGAAAAUAUUAUAGUACACAUAAUUUCUUUGUGAUAUGGUUAUUUAUUUUUUUUUUAGAGGGCACGGUAACGAAUCCUGCAAUCUGAUUGGUUCUUUACCCGGUCAGUAUUUUCCUAUCUCUGCCCACGGGCAACGGUAACGCUUUCUUGAGUCGCCGAGUACAUCCCUUCAUUCGUUGCUAUUUUUCAUAUAUAUAUCUCGUUUUACCGGCUGGGCAGUAUUUUUAAGCAAACACAUCGGUUACUACCUCAAGCCGACUUAUGAAUCCUCUCCACUUUUCUCUCUCUUAAAUCACUUUGGUUGACGAAGUAAUAUUGGUUUCAGAAUGAAUUUGUAUAAGCAAUAGUGUCAUUACGUUGGUUGACAAGCGGCCUAAAAACCGUCUGCAAUUGAUUUUAAUCAUUCAUAAAAAGUACCUUGAGAGUUAAAACGCGAGGUAUUUGGUUUAUAUAUUAAAAUAUCUGAAUUAUCUCAAACAAUUUGUUCGUAGUGAAAGAGCGAGCGAAGUUUUAAUUUCAGUUCGACAAUGAAUAUACGCUCUCGGUGAGUCUUUCCAAGUCCGUUCAAUUUGGACAUUUGGACCAUAAAUUGCACAACAGAAACUGAAGGAAUUUACUGAGAAAAGGCCGCAUUAAAUCCUCUUGUGUCUCGUUGGAGUGUGCCGUUCGAAUUUGUGGAGGAAAGACCAGAUUUACACACGCCGUUGCAGCAAACAAAUGGGCAAACUCUCACACCUUCAAAAUAAAAAAUUUGAAUUUACUCACAAUUACUUUCCUGGCAGUUUACUUAAUGAACAGAGGUAAAUCUUCGUACUUGAAUGAAUCGUCGAUGAGAGUGAAUAAUACUUUCCGUUAGAUCAUUGACUGUUUUUUAAGAAAACAUUGUCAUGACAGACCUUGCCAAACUAGUUCCGUUGUUUUUCAAAUCUUCUUGCGCUUUUUUUUCUUACGCGCUCUCUAAUUGAUAGGUGUCAGAUUGUGACAGAUACUUGUAAAAAUAAUGUUUCAAACUUUGUUUGGAAGCCUUUUAAAUCACCCUUAUCAUUACGCAAGUGAAAAUGUUUCCGUGAAGCAUCUCUCUUUAAUUUGUAUCACCACUACUUUAACUACCAUAUACUCGCUCAAAAAUUGUUCAGUUUAUGGAAGAUCUUGCCGUAUUUAUAGCCCUAAAUCAUUCGGGUUCUUUCAGAAUGUAUUUCGUUAAGUUUAAAAAAAAUAUAUGUUUACCGGCUAAGGGUUGGUCCGUAUGGUGAAAAACUGUGACCGGAGGUCUUGAAAAUGCUGCCCGAGGCCGUAAGCCGUAUUAGCCGGCAAAUAACAUAUAUUUGUUUCAGUGAAAUAUCACUAAGAAAUCUUUUUUAUCUUUUUCGUUUUCAACAGAAGUUAUGUGGCACAUCUCCUUGUCCCCCAGCUGCUUCUUGUGUACCAACUAUUCACGGAAAACUCCGCUGCGUUUGUCCUGCUAAUUGGACUAGAACUGAAAGCUGCGAAAGAGGUUUUUAUUAUUAUCGCUAUAUACCCUUUGUUAUACCUGUUUGACAUAAAGCGUUGCUCGUAAUGAUCUACGAUAUGAGAGAAAGCCUUCACCUUUCCACGCGCACUCAAUUUUUUUGUAUGUUAGGGAACAAUUAUUUUACUGUUAGCGUUGUGCAAUUUGACAAACAAAAGUGCUAUGCUUUAGCAGUAUAGUCGCAUAGAUUGCGGAAAUAGUUAGUUAAGCAGUCUGGUCCUCGCCAUGUACCAUUAGCGCGGUGCCUUUUUUCAUACUAAAAUAACGUCGAGAGAAUGGUUUGAUAGUAGUCUUCCUGAAAGCAUUAUUGACUAGUGUUUAAUCGUUAGUUAACGUAGGGUCUCUUUAUUUUGUUGAAGAUACGGACGAGUGUUCCUCUGGAUCGCAUGACUGCUCAGCGUACGCGUACUGCAACAACACUUUGGGCUCCUUUACCUGCACUUGUAAAGCUGGAUUUUCAGGAGAUGGCAAAGAGUGCAAAAGUAAGAAACCGGUAUUUUGUUUUAUUUUUAUUUAAUUCUUUUUCUUAGCGUUGUUAACUUCAAAAAGUUAUGUUAUCACUUUAUACUUCUUAUAAAGAUCCUCUACGUUUCUAGAUAAUGCUCAAAAAUGGACUCGAUGUCACCCAGUUUCACAGUGGAGUACUACUCAGAAACAAAGUGACACUUUACUGACAUAAAAGGUUUUUUAAAAGAACUGUAGAGACUGUGUUCAGAGCCAAAGAUAAAUGACAAUAAAUCUACCAAAAUUUAGCUGUUUCUUACUCUGGAGAGUGUCACGGUAUGAUUUCUGGUAACGCGUACAAAGUGUUCAUUAAGUGUUAA
This is a messenger RNA of Pocillopora meandrina, 2905 nucleotides long. NCBI's taxonomy places the organism in Eukaryota, Metazoa, Cnidaria, Anthozoa, Scleractinia, Pocilloporidae. The record is from the annotation of a GenBank genome assembly.